AUGUUAUAUGAGCCCAAGGGCACACAAGACAAUAUUGCAUACUGGUCGACGUGUCGAGAUGAUAUGUUGCACUACAACAACCUGCGCUCGAGUCCAGUUGGGGCUCGAGGUGAGGCCGAAACUGUAGUUCACCCUGUAUGAGAUUCUCAUCUCGACUCGAGUGGACUCGCCCACAGCUUUGACCUUGCCGAAACCUGUCUCCUCACCAUCCAAAUGGAAAUCAAACCCUUGUUAGGAUUUGUCUCUUGUCUGGUCGGAGGCGAAGUGGCGGGUGGAAGGGAUCCAGACGGAUGUGGAGGUAAGGUCUUUUCUUGUUUCUGCCCCUCUUCCUGUCCUUGUGCUUAUGCUUAUGUCUGCGUCUGUGUCUGUGCCCAUGCCUGCUUCACUCCCACCCGGGCAGGGUGA
Messenger RNA from Protopolystoma xenopodis, 405 nucleotides. The record is from the annotation of a GenBank genome assembly. NCBI's taxonomy places the organism in Eukaryota, Metazoa, Platyhelminthes, Monogenea, Polystomatidea, Polystomatidae.